AAAGGUUCGCUUGUUUACUCCAGGCAAGCAACUAUUGACUAUAAAUAAUGGUAUGCGAUAUAAACAAUCAGAUUCAGUGAAAGCGCUUCUAGAUGUAUAUUACAGAGAGUUUUAUUGUUCUUCUAAAAUAUAAUAAAAUCUUUAGCCUGUAAAAAAUCAAGUUAAAAAUGCCGAAAGUGCCAUCAGUAGGUAUUGAUCUUGGGACAACCUACUCCUGUGUUGGUGUGUUUCAACAUGGAAAAGUUGAGAUCAUUGCAAAUGAUCAAGGCAACAGAACAACACCUAGUUACGUAGCCUUUACUGACACAGAACGUCUUGUUGGAGACGCUGCAAAAAACCAGGCUGCUAUGAACCCAAGUAAUACAAUUUAUGAUGCCAAAAGACUGAUUGGUCGAAAGUUUAGCGACAAGACAGUUCAGAAUGAUAUGAAGCAUUGGCCUUUUCAAGUUGUCGAAGUUGAUGGCCGACCUAAGAUCAAGGCAGAGUACAGAGGAGAACAGAAACUGUUUGCCCCUGAAGAGAUCAGCUCAAUGGUACUUACAAAGAUGAAGGAAACAGCUGAAGCUUAUCUCGGCCAGAAAGUCAAAGAUGUAGUGAUUACUGUUCCUGCAUAUUUUAAUGAUUCACAGAGACAAGCAACUAAAGACGCUGGUGCAAUAGCUGGUCUAAAUGUGCUGAGAAUCAUCAAUGAACCAACAGCUGCUGCCUUGGCAUAUGGACUGGAUAAGGGUCAAAGAGGUGAAAAACAUGUUUUGAUUUUCGAUCUUGGAGGUGGAACUUUUGACGUCAGUAUCCUUACAAUAGAUGAAGGUUCAAUGUUUGAAGUGAAAGCUACUGCAGGAGAUACUCAUUUAGGUGGUGAGGACUUUGAUAACAGAAUGGUUGCUCACUUUGUGCAAGAGUUUAAGAGAAAGUUCAAUAAAGAUAUGAGCUCUAAUCCCAGAUCUAUUAGACGCCUUCAAACAGCAUGUGAACGGGCUAAAAGAACUCUUUCCAGUUCUACUGAAGCUUCCAUUGAAAUUGACUCGCUGUUUGACGGUAUUGAUUUCUACACCAAAAUUACAAGAGCUAGAUUUGAAGAGCUUUGUGGAGAUUUGUUUCGAUCAACGCUUCAACCUGUAGAAACUGCUCUUCGUGAUGCUAAGCUGGAUAAAAGCAAAAUUGAUGAAGUUGUUCUUGUUGGGGGAUCAACUCGUAUUCCUAAGGUACAGAAACUUUUGACCGAAUUCUUCAAUGGUAAAGAGUUGAACAAAUCCAUCAACCCAGACGAAGCUGUAGCUUAUGGUGCUGCAAUACAAGCUGCUGUACUGACUGGGGAUACUAGUGACACCAUCAAAGAUGUCCUCUUAGUGGAUGUUGCACCCUUGUCACUUGGCAUUGAGACAGCUGGUGGGGUUAUGACUCCACUUGUUAAAAGAGGUACCACAAUACCCACCAAGACCUCCCAGACAUUCACCACUUACUCUGACAAUCAAUCAGGUGUUGACAUUCAGGUUUAUGAAGGGGAACGUGCUAUGACCAAGGACAACAACUUGUUGGGUAAGUUUCACUUAACAGGAAUUCCGCCAGCUCCUCGUGGUGUGCCUCAAAUAGAGGUGACAUUUGAUAUUGAUGCUAAUGGCAUUUUGAAUGUUACAGCACAGGACAAAAGCACUGGAAAGUCAAGCAAUAUUACAAUCAAGAAUGAAAGAGGCCGACUUAGCCAGGCAGACAUUGACAGAAUGCUGUCAGAAGCUGAAAAGUACAAGGAGGAGGAUCAAAAACAGCAGGAGCGGGUCAUGGCUAGAAAUCAUCUGGAGGGUUAUGUGUUUAGUGUGAAACAAGCCGUAGAUGCUGCUGGUGAAAAGCUCACCACUUCUGACAAGGAAACAGUUUUGAGUGCAUGUGAAACUACAUUAAAAUGGCUGGAAAGUAACUCUCUUGCAGAAAAGGAGGAAUAUGAAGAUAAGCUAAAAGAAAUUCAAAAAAUAAGUUCUUCGGUGAUGUCGAAAUUGCACUCUCAAGGGCAUAGUGGCCCCUCACCCAGUGGCCAGCAUCAUAAUGGACCAACUGUUGAAGAAGUAGAUUAGAAAAUAUAUGCAUUAUAUCGGUUCAGUUUGGUGAAAAUCAUGUUGCAUCCUUUUUUCGUUUGUCUUGGCUUACAACUUUGAUCAUUACUCUAUGCAUUUAUAAUGUAUUGUAUUAACUUUUGGGGGGUGUGGUGGCUGAGUGGUAAAGUGCUUGGCUUCUGAACAGAGAGGUCCCGGGUUUAUAUCUUGGUGAAGACCGGAAUUUUAAGGCCACACAUGAGUCCACCCAACUCUAAUAUGUACCUGAAUUUAGUUGGGGAAAGUAAAGGUGGUUGGUCGUUGUGCUAGCCACAUGAAAUCCUGCUCAUUAUUCAUUGACCAAAGAAACAGAGUCAUUUACAUCAUCUACCCCAUAGAUUGCAAGGUCUUAAAGGGGUGAGUCUAUUUGCAUAUUAACUUUCACAAUUAGACUUUCAAGUAAUAUUGAAAAUAUUUUUUAAAAAUUUAUAAAAUGAACAUUCUUCAUUGUUUUACAGUAUUACUUAAGUAUAAAUGCAUUGUAUUAUUGAGAAAACAUUUGCACUUUCCACUUUUUAGUUGUUGUUUUUAAGAGUUUCUUGUUAAUUUAAUAUUCUUACAACAAAUUGAUGAAACAGUUGUAUAUAUAUUUCACUUUUUGUUUUUGUAAAUGAUGAAAAUAAACAAGUUGUUUUAUUUA
Biomphalaria glabrata is the source of this 2727-nucleotide messenger RNA. Its product is annotated as heat shock protein 70 A1-like. The record is from RefSeq and is a predicted model, not a curated record. The transcript is spliced from 2 exons. Gene Ontology annotation, biological process: protein refolding; cellular response to unfolded protein. Gene Ontology annotation, molecular function: heat shock protein binding; ATP-dependent protein folding chaperone; ATP hydrolysis activity. Gene Ontology annotation, cellular component: cytoplasm. NCBI's taxonomy places the organism in Eukaryota, Metazoa, Mollusca, Gastropoda, Planorbidae. Bases 168 to 2069 code for a protein of 633 amino acids.